AUGUUUGAUUGUACGGGCGACUUCGAUAUGACCAUAAUGGAUCAGGGGAAGGGUAAGAAACAUCGAAAUAGAGAGAAACGCAGUAAUGUCGAGGAUCAAGCCAGGAAGCAGAAGAAGAAAAGGAACAGGGAUGUUCGCGAGGAAAAUUCUAUCGUGGGGUUUCAUGGCUCAGUAGUGGAGAUCGAUUCCGAGAACCAGGAUGCUCCAAUCAUGGUUAGCGACGAGGUAGGGGAGGAUGGGGCAAGAGUCAGAAGACUGAGGUUCUUCACUCUCGAUCAAACUUCUCAUGAGCUGGUCAGCGAUCACAUACAAACUGAAAUGGCGCUUACUGCGGAGGGGACCCCGGAUCCCACUAGGCUCAUGCUGCAGUAUCAUCGAGUGAUGUAUGAUGCGAUGUGCCGCCUUCCCACUGUGGUGAAGAAAGUUUGCGUCCUUGGUCAUGGAGCGGGGGCCCUUUCAUCGUUCUUGAGCACAUUGUUGAGGUUCGAGAUAUGUGCUGUGGACUCCAACCCUGCGGUGCUGCGGCUCGGGAGGAAGCACUUCAACGACAGGGUGACAGCACAGCAUGAUGACGGAAGCAGCUUCUUGCGCAGGAGUGUCGGAUCCUUCGAUGUGGUUCUUGUGGAUCUGAACGCUCCGAGCAACGAGGCCUUGGAUGCUCCUCCAAGAGAGUUCUGCACGCAUGACUUUGUUGAUCUCGUUGCUCGAGUUACUGGGAACUUAAUCAUGAAUGUACUGGGUGGUAGUGAACAGGCAAGAUCGGAUGUAAAGGCCGCAUACUCCCGCAAGUUCUCGACGCGCUGGGUACAUCCUGAUGGCUGCAACAACUACAUCCUAGUUGCAACGCAGCAGACGACAUGA
Guillardia theta CCMP2712 is the source of this 861-nucleotide messenger RNA. RefSeq lists its product as hypothetical. The record is from RefSeq and is a predicted model, not a curated record. The transcript has a single exon. Lineage: Eukaryota; Cryptophyceae; Pyrenomonadales; Geminigeraceae. The coding region runs from base 1 to 861 and encodes 286 amino acids.